UUUCAUCUCUUCCCUUGAUGAAUCUAAUUUCUCUGAAAAUUCUCAUCCUUACUGGUUGCACUUGCACAAGCCUCCAGAAAUUUCAGCUAAUCUCCGAAAGUCUAGAAGUUUUACAUUUAAAUGGUACUGCCAUAAAGAGACUUCCUCCAACCAUAAUCAAACUCCAGAGGCUCGUCUUAUUGAAUUUAAAGAACUGCAAAAGGUUGGAGUCUCUUCCUAAUUGUAUCGGAGAUCUGAAAUCUCUUAAAGAGCUAAUACUUUCUGGCUGUUCAGGGCUUAAAAAUCUUUCAGAUGUAAGGGAGAGCCUGAAACAUAUCCAGAGUUUACUUAUCGAUAGGAUAGGUGCAAAAGAGAUGCCACUCAUAUCGUGUGUCAGUAUUUUCAAAAGCCAAGCCUCUGCAGAUAUGGUCUUACAACCGUUUGACCCAAAGGAAUGGCCACGUGGUCUUAUUGGAGUAUGCUCUCUUCGUCGGCUAUGUUUAAGCGGAAAUAAUUUUGUCAGCCUGCAAACCGACAUUGGGAAACUUUACAAUCUACAUUGGCUAGAAGUGAAGCAGUGCAAGAUGCUGACCUCUAUUCCAAUGCUUCCACCAAAUCUCCACUACUUUGAUGCUCAUGGCUGUGAUUCACUUGAAAGAGUUGCAAAUCCUCUGGCCCUUCCAGGGCUAUUAGAAAAGGUCCAUGCAAUAUUCAUAUUUUCAAGCUGCCACAAGUUGGAUCAAAGACGCAAAGGAUAAUAUCAUAUCCUAUAUUCGGUGGAGAAGUCAGUUGGUGUUAGAGGCACUCUCUCAAUACAAUGGGGGUUCUGUUUUGGAAGAUUUCGGUGGAACUUGCUUUCCUGGAUAGGAAGUACCAGCAUGGUUCAGUCACCAAGCCUAUGGAUCGGUGUUAAAGUCAAAGCUGCUUCCACACUUGUGUGAUAACCGGUUUACUGGAAUAGCCCUAUAUGCUCGGUUAUUGUACUUCCUGGCUAUUAUGAGCAGAGGAAUCGUCUCUUGGUGAAAUGUAAUUGUGUGUUUAAUAACGAAGAUGGGUCUCGUAUCCGCUUUAGUUGCACUAUUGGCAGUUGGAUCCCAAGUAACACACCACGGAAAAGUGAACUGCCUCAUGUUUUUAUUGGCUAUAUUAGUAUGUUGGAUAUCAAGAAACAUGUUGAGGAGGAAGAUGAAGAGGAAUGCAGUCAUACAGAGGCUUCAUUCGAAUUCCAAGUGACAGAUGGUACAGAAGUGUUAGAAGGUUGCGAGGUGCUAAAGUGUGGCUCCAGUUUGGUCUAUUCAACUGACGAAAGGACGAAUAUGAGUUGGGUUGCGAAGACUGGUGUAAUUGCAGAGAGGAUUAACAACAUCCCAGGUCAAGCAACAUAUUAUGGUAACUCUAGAAGUUAUGAUGAUAUCCAGUAUGGAUCUUACUCUGGUCCAACUCUGGGAAGGGAUGAAAAUUUCUUCAGUGAAGCGACUUUUGAUGUUACCCCAAAUUCACAGAAAAGUUAUAAAAAUAAGAAAGUGGGCCUAUUGAAAAAAGAGAGUGACGCAGGAGGAGACUUCACUGAAAGCUCUUUUCAUGACAACACAUCUUCGGCAAACGUAGAGAAGAUAAAAAGGCAUCCCUUGGUUGGACUUGAACAGCGACUCAAGGAAAUAGAAAAAGUUGUGUACUCAACACCAGGAAAAACUCGUAUUGUUGGUGUUCUUGGAAUGCCCGGCACUGGUAAGUUUCCCAGUCACUUGUUUUUGCCAAUGUCAACAGAGUGCAAACUGGAGCAGUUGAGGAGGGUAUUCCUGAAAGAGUUACUAAAAAACGUAAAUCAAGACAUAAACGACGAGACAACACAUGAUUCAAUGAAGGGUAAACUGCUUCAGACUAAAGUUUUUGUUGUUCUAGAUAACGUGAGUGACAAGAAACAAUUAGAGUUUCUCCUCGGUGACCUUGGGUGGAUUAAGAAGGGAAGCAAGAUUGUUAUUACAACAUGUGACAAGUCAUUGCUCAAGGGGUUGGGUCAUGAUACCUAUGUGGUCCCACAAAUGAAUAACAAAGAGGCCUUUCAACUCCUUACUCAUCAUGCCUUCUAUAAUCAAUUCCGUCCAGCAGAAACCUUCCUAACGCUUUCGAGAAUGUUAGUGGAUAAUGUUGGAGGCAACGCACAGGAUCUCAAGGUCCUGGGAAGCUUCCUCUCUGGGAAAAAUGAGGCCUACUGGCAAUAUGAGCUGCUAAGAGUGAGACAAAGUUUCAAUAUGAAAAUGACAGAUAUCUGGAGAUUCUCUCUUGAUCAACUUAAUAAGCAACAGAAAGAUGUGUUUCUUGACAUAGUGUAUUUUCUUAAAUCUGAAGAAGAGUAUUUUGUUAGAAGUAUAUUGGAUCGAGGAAGUCAUGAAGCUGUGAGUGGAGUAAGAGAUCUCGCUGAGAAAUUGCUUAUUACUAUUUCUUGUGGGCGAGUGGAGAUGCAUGAUCAAUUGUAUUCACUGGCCAAUGACCUUGGCCUUCCUGGGCGGCAUAAGCUUUGCAACUACGAAGAUAUCAACAAUCUGACAAAACAGGUACUUAUGUCUUCUGUGAGCUCAACUAUUUCUUUAACAUUUCUUGGAAUAUAAAACAAACUUCAAGAU
Messenger RNA from Brassica napus (rape), 2603 nucleotides. RefSeq names its product disease resistance protein RPS4-like. The record is from RefSeq and is a predicted model, not a curated record. Gene Ontology annotation, biological process: defense response. Gene Ontology annotation, molecular function: ADP binding. The coding region runs from base 1131 to 2588 and encodes 485 amino acids. Lineage: Eukaryota; Viridiplantae; Streptophyta; Magnoliopsida; Brassicales; Brassicaceae. The transcript is spliced from 2 exons.